This is a messenger RNA of Ostrinia furnacalis (Asian corn borer), 600 nucleotides long. RefSeq lists its product as uncharacterized. The coding region runs from base 137 to 598 and encodes 153 amino acids. Lineage: Eukaryota; Metazoa; Arthropoda; Insecta; Lepidoptera; Crambidae. The transcript has 4 exons. The record is from RefSeq and is a predicted model, not a curated record.
GUUUGUUUUGUAAACUAGCUGGUGACAUAGUAAACUAAAAUUAUAAUAAAUAGCGGUCUAUUGGCUUUAAACUAUACAGUAAAUUGUGUGGUUAGAGACUGUUCAAUUGAAUUGAGAGUCGAUAAUUCAAUUAAAAAUGAAUUGUCUAAUUAUUUUAAGUUUAGUUGUUUUGGCAACACCUACAUCUGCUUGGCAAUACUUCACAGAGUUCAAAGAUUUAGUCAUGUAUGGCACCAAGUUGGAACCAAAGCAUAUCCACAGCGAAUAUAUCUAUGGGGAUUGCAACCGGAAAGACAUUAUAUUUUAUACCCACGUACAUAUAGAUCAUAUGCAGGUUCUAGGGAAACUUAUUGUUAGGGGCUGGAUAGAAACAUUAAGAAUUCCUGUCUGCAUUCUACUAAGAGCGAUGUCGUACGAAUACGAUCUGUUCCGAUCUACGGCGUACAACUUCCAGAUCUGCGUCCCCAGGAUCACGUACUGCCACUCUAGGAGGCGCUUCAAGUACUUCUAUUACGAAUGGUACAUACCAAUGGACAUGAUUGGUGGCAUGGACUGGGAUAUAUACUUCUAUGGUCCUAGUACUCAAAUUUGGCAAUAAAU